Molecule: messenger RNA, 320 nt
Organism: Linum tenue
Lineage: Eukaryota; Viridiplantae; Streptophyta; Magnoliopsida; Malpighiales; Linaceae
Source: the annotation of a GenBank genome assembly
CAACCAUCAGCCUUCCCUUAGCAUCCAAGUGACUCUUCAACACAGUGUCCUUGAGCCAGGACGAGCCUACCGGUUUCACAGUGCACAAGAAAUGGCAAUCUGCUUGGAUAGUUUCCCCGGAUGAGCCAUUUCAACGCCUUGUCUCCAGCCUUUGGCCCAAUGUACCCCAGCAGCCUUGGACCAUUAUGAACAAGUGUCACCUGCUUUUCGGGGUAAUCAACAGCGAUUUCUCCAGCAAGUUCAACACCAGUAGGACCCCCUCCAACAAUCAGAACGGAACUAGCAGACUUGAUCUUCUCAUUUUCUGUGCACAUACAAAG